Oncorhynchus keta (chum salmon) is the source of this 3354-nucleotide messenger RNA. Its product is annotated as adhesive plaque matrix protein-like. Gene Ontology annotation, molecular function: nucleic acid binding. The transcript has 3 exons. The coding region runs from base 1 to 3354 and encodes 1117 amino acids. The record is from RefSeq and is a predicted model, not a curated record. Lineage: Eukaryota; Metazoa; Chordata; Actinopteri; Salmoniformes; Salmonidae.
AUGCCUGUAGUACACUACAACCCAUCCCAUCCUAUCCCUGGCAGAGCCACUACAACCCAACCCAUCCUAUCCCUGGCAGAGCCACACCAACCCAUCCUAUCCCUGGCAGAGCCACUACAACCCAUCCUAUCCCUGGCAGAGCCACACCAACCCAUCCUAUCCCUGGAAGAGCCACACCAACCCAUCCUAUCCCUGGCAGAGCCACACCAACCCAUCCUAUCCCUGGCAGAGCCACACCAACCCAUCCUAUCCCUGGCAGAGCCACACCAACCCAUCCUAUCCCUGGCAGAGCCACACCAACCCAUCCUAUCCCUGGCAGAGCCACACCAACCCAUCCUAUCCCUGGCAGAGCCACACCAACCCAUCCUCCCUGGCAGAGCCACACCAACCCAUCCCAUCCCUGGCAGAGCCACACCAACCCAUCCUAUCCCUGGCAGAGCCACACCAACCCAUCCUAUCCUGGCAGAGCCACACCAACCAUCCCAUCCUAUCCGGCAGAGCCACACCAACCCAUCCCAUCUCGGCAGAGCCACACCAACCCAUCCUAUCCUGGCAGAGCCACACCAACCCAUCCUAUCCCUGGCAGAGCCACACCAACCCAUCCUAUCCUGGCAGAGCCACACCAACCCAUCCUAUCCCUGGCAGAGCCACACCAACCCAUCCUAUCCUGGCAGAGCCACACCAACCCAUCCUAUCCCUGGCAGAGCCACACCAACCCAUCCUAUCCCUGGCAGAGCCACACCAACCCAUCCCAUCCCCUGGCAGAGCCACACCAACCCAUCCUGUCUGGCAGAGCCACACCAACCCAUCCUAUCCUGUCCCUGGCAGAGCCACACCAACCCAUCCUAUCCCUGGCAGAGCCACACCAACCCAUCCUAUCCUGGCAGAGCCACACCAACCCAUCCUAUCCUGGCAGAGCCACACCAACCCAUCCCAUCCCUGGCAGAUCCACACCAACCCAUCCUCCUAUCCCUGGCAGAGCCACACCAACCCAACCCAUCCUAUCCCUCCUAUCCUGGCAGAGCCACACAACCCAUCCUAUCCCUGGCAGAGCCACACCAACCCAUCCUAUCCUGGCAGAGCCACACCAACCCAUCCUAUCCCUGGCAGAGCCACACCAACCCAUCCUAUCCCUGGCAGAGCCACACCAACCCAUCCUAUCCCUGGCAGAGCCACACCAACCCAUCCUAUCCCUGGCAGAGCCACACCAACCCAUCCUAUCCCUGGCAGAGCCACACCAACCCAUCCUAUCCCUGGCAGAGCCACACCAACCCAUCCUAUCCCUGGCAGAGCCACACCAACCCAACCCAUCCCUGGCAGAGCCACACCAACCCAUCCUAUCCCUGGCAGAGCCACACCAACCCAUCCUAUCCCUGGCAGAGCCACACCAACCCAUCCUAUCCUGGCAGAGCCACACCAACCCAUCCUAUCCCUGGCAGAGCCACACCAACCCAUCCUGUCCCUGGCAGAGCCACACCAACCCAUCCCAUCCCUGGCAGAGCCCACCAACCCAUCCUGUCCUGGCAGAGCCACACCAACCCAUCCUAUCCCUGGCAGAGCCACACCAACCCAUCCUAUCCCUGGCAGAGCCACACCAACCCAACCCAUCCUAUCCCUGGCAGAGCCACACCAUCUCACCCAUCCUCCUCCUGGCAGAGCCACACCAACCCAUCCCAUCCUGGCAGAGCCACUACAACCCAACCCAUCCUAUCCCUGGCAGAGCCACUACAACCCAACCCAUCCUAUCCCCACUGGCAGAGCCACACCAACCCAUCCUAUCCCUGGCAGAGCCACACCAACCCAACCCAUCCUAUCCCUGGCAGAGCCACACCAACCCAUCCUAUCCUGGCAGAGCCACACCAACCCAUCCUAUCCUGGCAGAGCCACACCAUCCCAUCCUAUCCUGGCAGAGCCACACCAACCCAUCCCAUCCCCUGGCAGAGCCACACCAACCCAUCCUAUCUCUGGCAGAGCCACACCAACCCAUCCUAUCCUGGCAGAGCCACACCAACCCAACCCAUCCUAUCCCUGGCAGAUCCAACCCAUCCCAUCCUGGCAGAGCCACACCAACCCAACCCAUCCUGGGCAGAGCCACACCAACCCAACCCAUCCUAUCCCUGGCAGAGCCACACCAACCCAUCCUAUCCCUGGCAGAGCCACACCAACCCAUCCUAUCCCUGGCAGAGCCACACCAACCCAUCCUAUCCCUGGCAGAGCCACACCAACCCAUCCUAUCCCUGGCAGAGCCACACCAACCCAUCCUAUCCCUGGCAGAGCCACACCAACCCAUCCUAUCCCUGGCAGAGCCACACCAACCCAUCCUAUCCCUGGCAGAGCCACACCAACCCAUCCUAUCCCUGGCAGAGCCACACCAACCCAUCCCAUCCCUGGCAGAGCCACACCAACCCAUCCCAUCCCUGGCAGAGCCACACCAACCCAACCCAUCCUAUCCCUGGCAGAGCCACACCAACCCAACCCAUCCUAUCCCUGGCAGAGCCACACCAACCCAACCCAUCCUAUCCCUGGCAGAGCCACACCAACCCAACCCAUCCUAUCCCUGGCAGAGCCACACCAACCCAUCCUAUCCCUGGCAGAGCCACACCAACCCAUCCUAUCCCUGGCAGAGCCACACCAACCCAUCCUAUCCCUGGCAGAGCCACACCAACCCAUCCUAUCCCUGGCAGAGCCACACCAACCCAUCCUAUCCCUGGCAGAGCCACACCAACCCAUCCUAUCCCUGGCAGAGCCACUACAACCCAACCCAUCCUAUCCCUGGCAGAGCCACACCAACCCAUCCUAUCCCUGGCAGAGCCACACCAACCCAUCCUAUCCCUGGCAGAGCCACUACAACCCAAUCCAUCCUAUCCCUGGCAGAGCCACACCAACCCAUCCUAUCCCUGGCAGAGCCACACCAACCCAACCCAUCCUAUCCCUGGCAGAGCCACACCAACCCAACCCAUCCUAUCCCUGGCAGAGCCACACCAACCCAUCAGGUCCUCGUCCUGGUUCUGGAAGGUGUUCUGCACCCUUAUUGGGUCGUCACCCAGCCUGUCCUCCGGAUUCCAUCCCCAAUCCAACGGCCAGUUGCGAACCAAGCGAACCAAGACCUACAAGACCUGCCUCGUCUCGACCAACCCCACUACCUGGAGUCGACAACUGGUCUGGGUGGCGUAUGCCCGUAACACUCUUCCCUGUUCGGCCACCGGACUCUCUCCUUUCGAGUGCUCCAUGGGGUAUCAGCCUCUUGCCAGAACAAGAGCUGGAAGUCAACAUACGGCCCAGAUGUUCAGGACACCAGGUGGCUCCGCCAGGUGGCUCCGCCAGUCUCUGUUUUUCUCGUCCUCGUGGUUCUGA